AUGGCAAACUCAACCGAGAUAAGCUAUGGUGGGACAGAAUGCUUGAAUGGAAACAGUGAUCAGAGUGGCUCGUUGAAAGAUGUUGAUAAAAUGUCAGAGGAUUUGGAUGAGUUGAAUGUGGAAGAUAAAAAUGGAGAAGACUGUAGUGUGGACUUUGAGUACGAAGAAGAAACCCAUAUUGAUGGUACUGAUGCAACAAUAGAUAUCAACAAUGAAGAUGACAUCCUAAUGAUUGAUCUUAAGAAUUUAUGUCCAGACAAAGUCUCAAUGCUAAGCUUCAUUAGCUUGGAUAUUGCUUAUUUAUUCUAUACUUGGUAUGGAAGGGUAAAUGGGUUCUCAGUUCGUAGAAGCAGUAUUCUGCGGAGCAAAACAAGUCAUGAAGUACUGCAACAGACCUUUGUGUGCUCUAGGGAAGGGAAACGUCGACUCAGCUGCUUAACCAUGGAAGACCGAAAGCGACGGGCAAAAAAUGAGACAAGGCUAGGAUGUGAACCCAAGUUCAGAGUCCACAUCCAUAUUGUUACUCGACGUUGGUAUGUGACUAUUUUUGCAUUUGCACAUAAUCAUGAACUUUUGGAUGGACUAUCUUGUGGAAUGUUGCCUCCUUAUAGGAAAAUGAAUGAGUCUGAUGUUGUGCAAAUGAAUAACAUGAGGAUGGCUGGUAUAGGUGCACAUGAUAUUUUUAGUUCGUUUGCAAUGCAGUCAGGUGGUUAUGAGAAUGUUGGUUUUCGACAGAAAGCCAUUUAUAAUCAAGUAGGAGAACAGAGGGCAGAACAUGAAUCUGAUGGUGUGGCCGCAUUGAAGGUUAAUCAUCAUCAACAAACCAUUGUGUUUGCUUCUGCCAUUGUUGGGAAUGAAAAGGAAGAGACGUAUGUUUGGUUACUCCAAAGACUAAUGGAAGUUAUAAAAGACAAGACACCUACGUCAGUCAUCACAGAUGGGGAUAUUCCAAUGAAGAAUGCAAUAAAGGUUGUGCUACCUCAAUCCCAUCACAGACUUUGUGCUUGGCAUUUGUGUUGGAAUGCAACCUCAAACUUGCAUAAUCCUGAAUUUACUGCUGCUUUCAACCAUUACAUGUUUGCUGGGUAUUAUGACAUAGGGACAUGGAAAAAAAAAUGGACAGAGAUGGUGGAUAAGUUUGAGUUGCAUGAAAAUGGAUGA
Lotus japonicus is the source of this 1161-nucleotide messenger RNA. Its product is annotated as protein FAR1-RELATED SEQUENCE 7-like. The coding region runs from base 1 to 1161 and encodes 386 amino acids. The record is from RefSeq and is a predicted model, not a curated record. NCBI's taxonomy places the organism in Eukaryota, Viridiplantae, Streptophyta, Magnoliopsida, Fabales, Fabaceae. The transcript has 3 exons.